AUGGCCAAGCGCUCAGGUGGAGUUCAUAUCCCAGAACAUCGGUUGAUUCUGCUUAUAUUCCCUGGAAUGCUCGCCGUUGUGUCCCUGUUCAUCUAUGGUGUCCCUGUUCCUCUAUGGGUUCACUGCCGGGCCAUACAUGGGAUGGGCGCUUUUCCAGGUGGCCUUUGUCUCUGUGUUGAUUCCGUCAACUUCAUUCGCGGCAGAGGCCUGAGAGAAGAACCCCGGACCUGCAUUGGUAGCCGUCGUUGGAACCAAAAACAUUAUCGCCUUUGGAGUCAGCUAUGGUCUCACACCCAUGGUGGCCAAGUAUAG
Penicillium antarcticum is the source of this 312-nucleotide messenger RNA. RefSeq lists its product as uncharacterized. The transcript is spliced from 2 exons. The coding region runs from base 1 to 312 and encodes 103 amino acids. Lineage: Eukaryota; Fungi; Ascomycota; Eurotiomycetes; Eurotiales; Aspergillaceae. The record is from RefSeq and is a predicted model, not a curated record.